CCCUUGUUAAUGUACGAUGUGUUUUCUCUGGCCAGGCCGCUGUGGGUGAAGGAGAGGACAGGCUUCAGCGCGCGCAGCUCAGUGAUUGGUCACUCCGCUCACUGGACUCUGCGUCCGCGUUGCCACAGCAACACACUCAACAACAACAACUCCGGCUGGAAGUUCCUCGGGUUUGGACAGCAGUUCGAGCUCACCGACCGUGUGAUCAGAACGGAUACCUGUUCAUAUUCCGAUAUGCAGGAAAAGUCUACACUACUUUAGGAACGCAUAAACUCAGAUAUGGAUCAAAGCGCACAACCGAAGAAUCCCCUGCCGCGAGGAGAGCGAGAUCGCGCGGCGCAGCUGAACCGGAACGUGGGGAAGAAGCAGGCGGCGCCUUCCGGAGAGAAGAUCAUCAGAGAGAAGCAGGUGGGUGGAGCCAAAGAUCAGCAAAAACUGAAGGAAGAGCGUGAGACGAAACGAGCGCAGCUGGAUGGCAGACAUGACUACGUGCUCAGUAUUGUGGCUUCCUGCACAGGACUUGAGAAAGCUGAAGUGGAAGAAUCCAUUUUGGAAGGCAAUCAGAUUGAGAGGAUGGAGCAGUUCUUUGCCAUUGACGGCCUUCGGCAUCUCAUGUUUUACUUUCAAGAGAUGGAGCCAGUAGAGUCAGCUGUUGCAUCCACUGUGAUCCGCAGCAAGAAAAUGAGAGUGUUCGUGACGGAGGGCACUGACGUCACUUUGACUGGCAUGUGCGUGUUCUUCACUCGGGCGAGCAACUCCAAGGCUGUCACGGCAGAGAACAUCCACAGAGAUGUGAACUUCAACAUGAUGGACACCACAGGGGUUGGUCUGCUGAAGAGCACGGAGCAGCUGCUGUCCGAAGUCUUCAUCCCCACUUUGAGGAACAUGAACCAUGGCUGGGGAGAGUUGGCCAGCCCUCAGGCUCAAACCGUCAAACAAGACUUCAUCAGCUCUCUGGAGAGCUUUGUUUCUGUGCUAGCUGGGGCACAGGAGAGCCUGGAGGAGAAGGUGAACCUCAAAGAAUGUGACACUUUUGAUCUGAAAACAUUAAAAAGCCCCUCAGACUACACAGCCGUGGCCAACAGCCCUGAAGCUCUGGAGAAGAUUGAAGCCUACAUGAGGGUGUGGAUUAAGCAGAUUGAACAAGUCCUGGCAGAGAGUGAUCAGCUGAGGAAGGAGGGUGAUGAUCUUGGUCCCAGAGCAGAGCUGGAUCACUGGAAGAAGCGCAUGUCUCGCUUUAACUACCUGCUGGACCAGCUUAAGAGCCCAGACGUCAAAUCUGUGCUGGGGGUCCUCCUGAUGGCCAAGUCUAAACUCAUCAAGACCUGGAGAGAGCUAGACAUCAGGAUUACGGAUUCUGCCAAUGAGGCCAAGGACAAUGUGAAGUACCUUUAUACACUGGAGAGGUUCUUCGACCCCCUCUACAACAGCAACCCUGUGUCAAUGGUGGAGGCUAUUCCGGGACUCAUAAACGCCAUCCGCAUGAUCCACAGCAUCUCCCGUUACUACAACACCUCUGAGAAGAUCACCUCCCUUUUUGUGAAAGUCACCAAUCAAAUGAUAACAGCCUGCAAGGCCUACAUCACCAACAAUGGCUCAGCAACAAUAUGGGACCAGCCUCAGGAUGUGGUAGCCGAGAAAAUCAGAGCUGCUAUUCGUUUAAAUGAGGAAUACCAAAAAUGUUUUCACAAAACCAAGCAGAAGUUGGAGCAGAGUCCAUCCGAGCGACAGUUUGACUUCAGCGAGAUGUACAUAUUUGGCAAGUUUGACACUUUCCAGAGGCGCCUUAACAAGAUCCUCACCAUGUUCAGCACCAUCAGCACCUACUCCGCCCUGCAGGACUCCAAAAUCGAGGGUCUGGAAACCAUGGCAACCAGGCUUCAGACUGCAGAAAUGCAAGGGAAAUGGGAGAACAUUGUGGUGACUAUGAAAAAGAAGCCGUAUAGUUUCCUGGACCAGAGAAGGACCGACUUUGAUCAGGACUAUGAAGAGUUCUGUAAGCAGACAACUGAACUGCAUAAUCAACUCAAGACCUUCAUGGACAACACAUUCGACAAAAUUCAGAGCACAGAGAGAGCCUUAAAUGUUCUGAGGAAAUUUGAAAGGCUUUCCAUCCCAGAUCUGGGCAUUGAAGAGAAAUACCAGAAGGCCUUUCAGAACUACAGCCGCGACAUUGAAAUGGUCUCACGUAUCUACACCAAGCAGAAGAUGGAGCCGCCCAUUGGCCGUAACCUCCCUCCAGUGGCGGGAAAGAUUCUGUGGUCCCGGCAGCUCUACCUGCGAAUCGAGGAGCCCAUGAAGCUCUUUCAGCAGCAUCCUAAUGUUCUGGCUACUCCUGAAGCCAAGCGCAUCAUACGCAACUAUAACCGUGUGGCCAAGACGCUGGUGGAGUAUGAAGUCAUUUACCACAGAGGCUGGAUGUCACAGAUGGAGCUGGUGAGAAUAGGCCUGCAGGCGUCUCUCCUGGUUAGAUGUCCGGACACCAGGGAGUUGUACGUCAACUUUGAUCCUCAGAUCCUGACUCAAAUCCGGGAGACGGACUGCAUAAGCCGGAUGGGUCUGGAGAUCCCACCCUUUGCCGCUGUGUUACGACAGAAGCAGAACGUCCUCAAAACUCAUUACAACAAUCUCCAGAUGAUGUUGGCGGAGAACUCCAGAGUGAGGAUGAAGAUUCAGCCUGCGUUUGAGCAGAUGCUCACCCCGCAUGUAGCCAAAGUAGAUGAGGCUAUUCUGCCAGGCCUGACCUCUCUCAACUGGUCUUCCCUGAACAUUGAUAAAUUUCUCAGCCGUGUCACAGCUGCGCUCGAGGAACUGGAGCUGCUCCUGGUCCGGGCCAAUGACCUGGUGCAGUUCAGGAUCGAUGAUGUCCUGCAGGAGAUGAGCGCUGCCACGCUGUGUGUACUGCCUGAGGACGACCCUGUCACAUGUGAAGAGUUUGUGCAGACAACCAAGGAGCUGUGCAUUAAAGGCGCUCAGCUGCUGCACAUGAAGAGUUCACUGGUGGAAGAGGCGGCUAACGAGCUGAUCAACAUGCUGCUGGAGUUUGAGCAGAAGCAGGUGGAGGAAGAAAAAGCUCCUCCUGAAGAGAACAGAACCGAGAGCAAAGUGGAACCCACCGAGAGUGACAGAGAGGAGGACAGCAGAUCAGAGGGCCGAGUGUUUUCCCGUAACACCACUGUGACCAGCAUGGGGCCUUCGUCUCCUAUGGCAAGGAGGAAGAGGAAGAGACACAUGAUGGAGGUGAUGGAGGAAGAGGCUCAGGAUCUGCUGUCCCAUUUUAACCAUCGUAACGUGGACGCUCUGCUGCGUCUGACCCGCAACACACUGGAGACGCUCCGCAAGCGCAUCCACACCUCCUCACUCAUGCAGUUCCUGACUGAAGCUGAUUCUCCCAGCCGACAGAAGAUCAACAGUCAGCCGCCCAUCUUCAGAGCUGGAGUGUGUCUGGCCAUCCCAAGCAUCCUCAUGGUUCCGGGACUGGACGAGGUCCAGCAGGCGCUGAAUAAAGCUGUGGAGUAUGUGGUCAGCGUCAACAAGGGGGUUGGCCAGUGGAGCAAGGAGAGAAUAUCUGAGAGGAAGAUGAGUGAGAGGCGCAUGGCGGCACUGAGGCAGGACAGCAGAGACAGUGAAUCCGAAGACGGUGAUACAACGUACCGCAGCAUCGCUGAUGGCAGUACUUCAGACAUCUCAGUCUCUGCCCAUCAGGUCCUUCCUUUCCAAGCUAAGAACUACUACAAAAGUGUCUCUGAGAACAAGGAGAUCGUCAAGCUGGUGUCUGUGCUCAGCACCUCCAUCAACUCCUCUAAGAAGGAGAUGAAAAAUGCACUGGAACGCUUCAGUCGAUACCACCACAUUUGGAGGAAGGACAGAGAAAGCACCAUCCAAGAGUUCAGCCAGGGUAACCCUUUGCUGGCUGAGUUUGAGAGUCAGAUCUUGUACUACAAGGACCUGGAGCUAGAGAUCAAUGCUGAACCUGAGUUCAUCACUGUCGGUGCACUGGCACUUUACACAGCGGAUCUGAAGCUGGCCCUCACUGCUGAGACCAAGGGCUGGAUGUUGGACUUUGGCCACCACUGCAAAAGAAAGUACCGCACAGAGAUGGAACAGGUCUUCACGUUCGUGGACGAAGCAAGCAAGAAGCUCAACCGGCCAAUUAAAGACCUGGACGACAUUCGUAUUGCCAUGGCAGCUCUCAAAGAGAUCAGGGAGCAUCAGAUCACCAUAGACUUCCAAGUGGGACCUAUAGAGGAGUCCUAUGCCAUGCUGAAUAAGUAUGAGCUGUCAGUAGCGAAGGAGGAGAUGGAGAAAGUGGACACACUGCGCUACACUUGGGAGAAGCUGCUAGCCCGUAGCUCAGAGGUGCAGAACGAGCUCGUCUCUUUGCAGCCCAACUUCAGAGGAGAGCUCAUUAGCAAUGUGCAGACAUUCGUGGAGGACUGCGACCACUUCUACCAGGAGUAUGAUAAGGACGGUCCCAUGGUGAUGGGCUUGGCUCCUCAGGAUGCCAGUGACAGGCUCAUUAUGUUUCAGAACCGCUUUGAUAACCUCUACCGCAAAUUCGUCACCUUCACCGGGGGCGAGGAGCUGUUCGGCCUGCCGGUUACCCAGCAUCCUCAGCUGCUGGAGAUCAGGAAACAGCUGACCCUGCUCCAGAAGCUCUACGGCCUCUACAACAACGUCAUCGAAACCGUCAACGGCUACUAUGACGUCCUCUGGGCUGAUGUUCACAUCGAGAGGAUCAACAAUGAACUCCUAGACUUCCAGACGAGAUGCCGCAAGCUUCCCCGAGCCCUGAAAGAGUGGCAGGCCUUUUUGGACCUAAAAAAGACCAUUGAUGACUUCAGCGAGUGCUGCCCCCUGCUGGAGCUGAUGGCCAACCGGGCCAUGAUGACCCGUCACUGGAAAAGGAUAACAGAGGUCACGGGUCAUACCUUUGAAGUGGAGACAGACACCUUCAAGCUCCGCAACAUAAUGGAGGCUCCACUACUCAAGUACAAAGAGGAAAUUGAGGAUAUCUGUAUCAGUGCUGUGAAAGAACGAGACAUUGAACAGAAACUAAAGCAAGUAAUCGCAGAGUGGGACAAUAAGACUUUCACCUUCGCUCAAUUCAAAACCCGCGGGGAACUGCUGCUGCGUGGAGACAGCACCUCUGAAAUCAUCAGCAACAUGGAAGACAGCCUCAUGGUGCUGGGCUCUCUUAUGAGCAACAGGUACAACACUCCUUUCAAAGCUCAGAUCCAAAAGUGGGUCCAAAACCUGUCCAACACCACAGACAUUAUUGAGAACUGGAUGACGGUACAGAACCUCUGGAUCUACCUGGAGGCCGUAUUUGUAGGUGGAGACAUAGCUAAACAGCUUCCCAAGGAAGCCAAGCGCUUUUCAAACAUUGAUAAGUCCUGGGUGAAGAUCAUGACUCGAGCCCACGAGAUGCCUAACGUCGUUCAGUCCUGCGUGGGGGAUGAAACCAUGGGCCAGCUUCUGCCUCAUCUCCUCGAUCAGCUUGAGAUCUGCCAGAAAUCUCUCACUGGGUACCUGGAGAAGAAGCGUCUUCUGUUCCCACGUUUUUUCUUCGUGUCAGACCCAGCUCUGUUGGAGAUUCUUGGCCAGGCAUCUGACUCUCACACCAUCCAGGCUCACCUGCUCAAUGUCUUUGACAACAUCAAAAGUGUGGUCUUUCACGACAAGAUAUAUGACCGGAUCCUGGCCAUCUCAUCUCGAGAGGGAGAAACCGUGGAGCUGGAAAGGCCAGUCACAGCUGAGGGCAAUGUGGAGGUGUGGCUCAACGCCCUCCUAAAGGAAUCUCAGAGGUCCUUGCACCUUCUCAUUCGUCAAGCAGCCAUGGCUAUCCAAGAUUCCGGCUUCCAGCUCAUCGACUUCAUAAACUCCUCCCCUGCUCAGGUGGGUUUGCUGGGAAUACAGAUGAUUUGGACGAAAGAUUCUGAGGAGGCCUUGACUAACGCGCGAUUCGAUCGCAAGAUCAUGACCAAGACCAAACAGUCUUUCCUGGAGCUUCUCAAUACUCUCAUUGACAUGACCACAAAGGACUUGGGGACAAUGGAACGGACCAAAUAUGAAACCUUAAUUACCAUUCAUGUGCAUCAGAAGGACAUAUUUGAUGAUCUGUGUCAUCUGAACAUCAGAAGUCCCAGUGAUUUUGAAUGGCUGAAACAGUGUCGCUUCUACUUCAUUGAGGACCUGGACAGGAUGAUGAUCAACAUCACGGAUGUUGGCUUCAAAUAUCAGAACGAGUUUCUUGGCUGCACCGACAGACUGGUCAUCACUCCACUCACAGACAGGUGCUACAUUACUUUGGCGCAGGCGUUAGGGAUGAGUAUGGGGGGAGCCCCAGCCGGUCCAGCUGGAACAGGCAAGACAGAGACCACAAAAGACAUGGGCCGCUGUCUGGGAAAGUAUGUGGUGGUCUUCAAUUGUUCUGACCAGAUGGAUUUCAGAGGCCUGGGGAGAAUAUAUAAAGGCCUCGCUCAGUCUGGCUCUUGGGGCUGCUUCGACGAGUUCAACCGCAUAGAUCUGUCCGUGCUGUCUGUGGCCGCCCAGCAGAUCGCCGUUGUCCUCACCGGCAAGAAGGAGCGGAAGAAAACGUUUACCUUCACAGACGGAGACAUAGUGGAGAUGAACCCCGAGUUUGGCAUCUUUCUUACCAUGAACCCUGGUUACGCCGGCCGUCAGGAACUCCCAGAAAACCUGAAGAUUAACUUCCGCACUGUCGCCAUGAUGGUUCCUGACCGGCAAAUCAUCAUCCGUGUAAAACUAGCCAGCUGUGGCUUUAUUGACAACGUGGAGCUGGCCAGAAAGUUCUUCACCCUGUACAAACUCUGUGAGGAGCAGCUCUCCAAACAGGUCCACUACGACUUUGGCCUGAGGAACAUCUUGUCAGUCCUGCGCACACUGGGUGCUGCCAAACGAUCAAAUCCAACUGACACAGAGUCUACCAUCGUCAUGAGGGUGCUGCGGGAUAUGAACCUGUCCAAACUCAUUGAUGAGGAUGAGCCACUGUUUCUGAGCUUGAUCGAGGAUCUCUUCCCCGGAAUCCAGCUGGACAAGGCAGGAUAUCCUGAACUGGAGGCAGCCAUCGAUAAACAGGUUACAGAAGCCGGUCUUAUUAAUCAUCCUCCAUGGAGGCUGAAGAUAAUCCAGCUGUUUGAGACUCAGAGAGUGCGUCAUGGAAUGAUGGCACUAGGACCCAGCGGAGCGGGCAAAUCCACCUGCAUCCACACACUGAUGAAGGCCAUGACAGACUGUGGUCAGCCUCACCGAGAGAUGCGAAUGAAUCCCAAAGCCAUUACUGCCCCCCAGAUGUUUGGCAGGCUCGAUGUUGCAACAAAUGACUGGACCGAUGGUAUUUUCUCCACACUUUGGAGAAAAACCCUUAGAGCCAAGAAAGGUGAGCACAUUUGGAUCGUUCUGGAUGGGCCAGUUGAUGCCAUCUGGAUUGAGAAUCUGAACUCGGUGCUGGAUGAUAACCGCACGCUGACGCUGGCCAAUGGUGAUCGGAUUCCCAUGGCUCCUAACUGCAAGAUCGUCUUUGAGCCGCACAACAUUGACAACGCCUCCCCUGCUACCGUCUCCCGCAACGGCAUGGUCUUCAUGAGUUCUUCUGUGCUUAACUGGAGUCCAAUUCUGGAGGGCUGGCUGAUGAAGCGUUCUGCACAGGAGUCUGAGGUGCUGCGUCAUCUUUUCUCCAGCUCGUUCCCUACGCUCUACCAAUUCAGCAUCCAGUCUCUGGACUUCAAGAUGGACAUGCUGGAGGCCUUCGUCAUCAUGCAGUGCAUCAACAUGCUGCAAGGCCUCAUCCAGCCCAAGGACCAGGGUGGGGAGCUGUCUCGGGAGCACAUGGAGCGCCUGUACGUCUUCGCCCUCAUGUGGAGCAUUGGAGCCCUGCUGGAGCAGGACGAUCGAAAGAAGAUGGAACACUGGCUCCGUCACCAUGACAGCAUCCAUUUGGACCUUCCGUACAUCCCUCCCGACAGCCAGGACACCAUGUUCGACUACCACGUCACCAACGACGGUCAGUGGGUCCACUGGAACCUUCGUGUGGAGGAGUACAUCUACCCAAAGGAUAUCACACCGGAGUACAGCUCGAUACUGGUGCCCAACGUGGACAACGUCCGCACUGACUUCCUCAUCCAGACCAUUGCCAAACAGGGCAAGGCUGUGCUCUUGAUUGGUGAGCAAGGCACUGCUAAAACAGUCAUCAUCAAAGGCUACCUGUCCAAAUCCAACCCGGAGUCCCACACUGCCAAGAGCCUCAACUUUUCCUCAGCCACAACACCGCUCAUGUUCCAGCGCUCUGUGGAGAGCUACGUGGACAAGCGGAUGGGAACGACAUAUGGGCCCCCAGCAGGGAAGAAGAUGUCUAUCUUUAUUGAUGACAUCAACAUGCCUGUCAUCAACGAGUGGGGAGACCAGGUCACGAAUGAGAUUGUACGCCAGCUAAUGGAGCAGAAGGGCUUCUUUAACCUGGAGAAACCAGGCGAGUUCACUAACAUCGUGGACAUCCAGUUCCUGGCAGCUAUGAUCCACCCAGGAGGAGGGCGGAAUGACAUUCCACAGAGACUGAAGAGACAGUUCUCAAUCUUCAACUGCACUCUGCCAUCCAAUGCCUCCAUAGACAAGAUCUUCGGAGUAAUAGGUACAGGUCACUACUGCUCGCAGCGCGGCUUUGAGGAGGACGUGAGAAAGGUAGUGUCCCGGCUGGUCCCUCUGACACGCCGGCUCUGGCAGAUGACCAAGGUCAAGAUGCUGCCCACACCAGCCAACUUCCAUUACAUCUUCAACCUGCGUGACCUCUCCCGCAUCUGGCAGGGAAUGCUCAAUGUGAAUGCUGAUGUGAUCCACACACCCAAAGUUCUGCUGUGUCUGUGGAAGCAUGAGUGUAAGCGAGUGAUUGCUGACCGCUUCACGAGCCCAGAAGACGUGGCAUGGUUUGACUCCAUGCUGGCCAACCUGGUGGAGGAGGAGCUGGGCGAGGAGUACAGGGAUGUGGUGAAGCCAGAAGUCGAUGCCUACUUUGUAGACUUUCUCCAGGACGCACCUGAGGCCACAGGAGAGGAGCCAGAAAAUGCUGACUUUGACAUGCCCAAAGUGUAUGAACCAAUCGCCUCGUUUCCCAGUCUGAGGGAUAGACUGAACAUGUUUUUGGGACUCUACAACGAAAGCAUCCGGGGAGCUGGCAUGGACUUGGUCUUCUUCACUGAUGCCAUGAUCCACCUGGUCAAGAUUUCUCGUAUAAUCCGGACUCCUCGUGGAAAUGCUCUGCUGGUUGGCGUUGGGGGUUCAGGCAAACAGAGUUUGACGAGACUGGCAUCUUUCAUCGCCGGAUACGGAAUCUUCCAGAUCACUCUGACACGUUCAUACAACACCGCUAACCUGAUGGAGGACCUGAAGAACUUGUACAGGACAGCUGGACAGCAGGGCAAAGGCAUAAGCUUCAUCAUCACUGACAACGAGAUCAAAGACGAGUCGUUCCUGGAGUACAUGAACAACGUCCUGUCGUCCGGAGAGGUUUCCAACUUGUUUGCUCGUGAUGAGAUGGACGAGAUCCUCAGUGACCUCAUCCCCGUCAUGAAGCGAGAGUUUCCCCGGCGGCCGCCCACCAACGAGAACCUGCACGAGUACUUCAUGAGCAGAGUGAGGCAGAACCUGCACGUGGUGCUGUGCUUCUCACCAGUGGGAGAGAAGUUCCGCAAGCGAGCCAUGAAGUUCCCCGCCCUCAUCUCGGGAUGCACCAUGGACUGGUUCAGCCGCUGGCCCAAAGACGCUCUCGUCGCAGUCUCAGAGCACUUCUUGUCGUCCUAUGACAUCGACUGCACCCCUCAAGUGAAAGGGGAAGUGGUUCAGUGCAUGGGUUCCUUCCAGGACGGUGUGGCUGAAAAGUGUGUGGACUACUUUCAGAGAUAUCGUCGCUCGACCCACGUCACCCCCAUGUCCUACCUCUCCUUCAUCCAGGGCUACAAGGCCAUCUACAAGGAGAAGCACUUAGAAGUUCAAACUCUGGCCAACCGGAUGAAUACAGGCCUCCAGAAGCUGAAAGAAGCCUCUGAGUCCGUCGCUGCUCUCAGCAAAGAGCUAGAGGUGAAGGAGAAGGAGCUGCAAAUUGCCAACGAGAAGGCUGACAUGGUGCUGAAAGAAGUUACGGUGAAAGCUCAUGCAGCUGAAAAGGUGAAAAUCGAGGUGCAGAAGGUUAAAGACAAGGCCCAGGCCAUUGUUGACAGCAUCUCAGCGGACAAGGCCAUUGCCAAGGAGAAGCUGGAGGCGGCCAAGCCGGCGCUGGAGGAGGCAGAGGCAGCGCUGCAGACAAUCAAGCCGUCAGACAUCGCCACAGUGCGUACUCUGGCCAGGCCACCUCACCUGAUUAUGCGCAUCAUGGACUGCGUGCUGCUGCUCUUUCAGAGGAGGCUGAACGCAGUGAAGAUCGACCCAGAGAAAAACUGCAUCACGCCCUCCUGGCAAGAGUCGCUCAAGCUCAUGACGGCCGGGAACUUCCUGGGGAGUCUUCAGCAAUUUCCCAAAGACACCAUCAACGAGGAGGUGGUGGAGCUCCUCACCCCUUACUUUGACAUGCCUGACUACAACAUUGAGACGGCCAAGCGGGUGUGCGGCAACGUGGCGGGGCUCUGCUCCUGGACCAAAGCCAUGGCCACCUUCUUCUCCAUCAACAGAGAAGUUCUGCCUUUGAAGGCUAACCUUGUGGUGCAGGAGAACAGACUGGCCAUUGCACAUGCGGAUCUGCAGAAGGCCCAGGCAGAGCUGGAUGCCAAGCAGGCCGAGCUGGAUGUGGUGCAGGCAGAGUACGAGAAGGCAGUGACAGAAAAGCAGAUGCUGCUGGAGGAUGCAGAACGCUGCAGACACAAGAUGCAGACAGCCUCCAGCCUGAUCAGCGGACUGGCAGGAGAAAAGGCUCGCUGGACUGAGCAAAGCAAGGAGUUCGCUGCUCAGACCAAGAGACUUGUUGGGGAUGUGCUACUCGCCACCGCCUUUCUGUCCUACUCCGGCCCCUUCAACCAGGAGUUCCGUAACCUUCUGCUCAGUGACUGGCAGAAAGAGAUGAGGGCCCGGUGUAUUCCCUUCGGGAUCAAUCUCAACCUGACCGAGAUGUUGAUUGACGCGCCGACGGUGAGCGAGUGGAACCUCCAGGGACUGCCUAACGACGACCUGUCCAUUCAGAACGGGAUAAUAGUGACAAAAGCUGCUCGCUUCCCACUGCUCAUCGACCCACAGACUCAGGGCAAGAUCUGGAUCCGGAAUAAGGAGGCCAAGAACGAGCUUCAGAUUACUUCGCUGAAUCACAAGUACUUCAGGAACCAUCUAGAAGACAGCCUGUCUCUAGGACGCCCCCUGCUGAUUGAGGAUGUGGGCGAGGAGCUGGAUCCUGCUCUGGACAACGUCCUGGAGAAGAACUUCAUCAAGACUGGCUCUACGUAUAAGGUGAAAGUGGGCGAUAAGGAGGUGGACGUUAUGAAGGGGUUCCGGCUGUAUGUGACCACAAAGCUGCCCAACCCGGCGUACACCCCAGAGAUCAGCGCCCGCACCUCCAUCAUCGACUUCACCGUCACCAUGCGUGGCCUGGAAGACCAGCUGCUGGGCAGGGUCAUCCUCACUGAGAAACAGGAGCUGGAGAAGGACCGCAUGGACCUGGUCGAGGACGUGAUGGCCAACAAGCGCAAGAUGAAGGAGUUGGAGGACAGUCUGCUCUACAGGUUGACCAGCACCAAGGGUUCGCUGGUGGAUGAUGAGAGUCUGAUUGUUGUGCUGAGCAACACCAAACGCACCGCCGAGGAAGUUACCCAGAAACUCCAGAUAGCUGCUGAGACCGAGGUCAAAAUCAAUGCAGCACGAGAGGAGUACCGACCCGUUGCAACCAGAGGCAGUAUCCUGUACUUCCUGAUCACAGAGAUGAGCAUGGUGAACGUGAUGUACCAGACCUCUCUGCGCCAGUUCCUGGGCCUGUUCGACCUGUCGCUGGCCAGGUCCUCAAAGAGUCCAAUUACAAGCAAGCGGAUUGGCAACAUCAUUGAGCACAUGACUUACGAGGUGCACAAUUAUGCAGCCAGAGGCCUGUAUGAGGAGCACAAGUUCCUGUUCACCCUCCUGCUUACACUCAAGAUUGACAUGCAGAGCAAUCGCGUCAAACACGAAGAGUUCCUGACCCUAAUCAAAGGUGGAGCCUCUCUGGAUCUGAAAGCCUGCCCACCCAAGCCAUCUAAGUGGAUUCCGGACAUGACCUGGCUCAACCUGGUGGAGCUCAGCAAACUGUGGCAGUUCUCUGACAUCCUGGAUCAGAUCGGCCGUCACGAGAAGCAGUGGAGGAGCUGGUUUGAUAAGGAGGCUCCAGAGGAGGAGGUCAUCCCUAACGCUUAUGAUCAGUCCCUGGACUGCUUCAAACGUCUGCUGCUGAUCCGCUCUUGGUGUCCAGACAGAACCAUUGCCCAGGCUCGUAAAUACAUUGUGGACUCAAUGGGAGAGAGAUAUGCAGAGGGUGUGAUUUUGGACCUGGAGAGGACAUGGGAGGAGUCAGACCCACGCACACCCAUCAUCUGCUUAUUGUCUAUGGGCUCGGACCCUACAGACAUCAUCAUCGCCCUGGGAAAGAGGCAGAAGGUGGAGACGGCUUACGUGUCCAUGGGGCAGGGUCAGGAAGUGCAUGCACGCAAACUACUACAGCAGUUCAUGGCUAACGGCGGCUGGGCUCUGCUACAGAACUGUCACCUGGGCCUGGACUUCUUGGACGAGCUGAUGGACACUGUGACUGAGACUGACAGCAUCCACGAGAGCUUCCGCCUCUGGAUCACCACUGAAACACACCGCAACUUCCCCAUUACACUCCUGCAGAUGUCCAUCAAGUUUACAAAUGAGCCUCCGCAGGGUUUAAAGGCUGGUCUCAAGAGGACAUAUCAAGGGAUUAAUCAGGAGCUGCUGGAUGUGAGUAACAUGGUGCAGUGGAGACCCAUGCUCUACAGCGUGGCCUUCCUGCACUCUACAGUUCAGGAGAGGCGUAAGUAUGGACCACUGGGCUGGAGCAUCCCAUACGAGUUCAACCAGGCUGACUUCAACGCCACUGUCCAGUUUGUGCAGAACCACCUGGAUGACAUGGACAUGAAGAGGGGAGUGUCCUGGACCACCGUCCGCUACAUGAUUGGUGAGAUACAGUAUGGGGGCAGAGUAACUGAUGACUACGACAAGCGUCUCUUGAACACUUUUGCCAAGGUUUGGUUCAGCGAGACCAUGUUCAACCAUGAAUUCCAGUUCUACAAGGACUACCACAUCCCCAGAUGCACCAGCGUGGAUCAGCAUCUGCAGUACAUACAGGGGCUUCCAGCAUAUGACACCCCUGAGGUGUUUGGCCUCCACCCCAAUGCUGACAUCACCUACCAAAGCAAGCUGGCCAAGGACGUCCUGGACACCAUUCUCAGCAUACAGCCCAAAGACAGCUCCAGUGGAGGAGGAGAGACCCGCGAGGCGGCAGUGGGCCGUCUGGCUGAUGACAUGCUGGAGAAGCUGCCACCAGACUAUAGUCCAUUUGAGGUGAUGAAGAGGCUAGAGACGAUGGGUCGCCUGGAGCCCAUGAACAUCUUCCUGAGGCAGGAGAUUGACCGCAUGCAGCGAGUGCUGGCGCUAGUGAGGAGCACGCUUACUGACCUGAAGUUGGCCAUCGACGGCACUAUAGUCAUGAGUGAGAACCUGCGUGAUGCUCUGGACUGCAUGUACGAUGCCCGCAUUCCAGCACGCUGGAAAAAGGCCUCAUGGGCCUCCAGUACUCUGGGCUUCUGGUUCACGGAGCUUUUGGAGCGAAACCAGCAGUUUCAGGCCUGGAUCUUUGAGGGGCGACCAAACUGCUUCUGGAUGACGGGUUUCUUCAACCCACAGGGCUUUCUGACAGCCAUGAGACAGGAGAUCACUCGAGCAAACAAAGGCUGGGCUCUGGACCGGAUGGUGCUGUGUAACGAGGUGACAAGGUGGAUGAAGGAUGACAUCACUCAGCCGCCGCAGGAAGGUGUGUAUGUGUACGGCUUAUACCUGGAGGGCGCAGGCUGGGACCGGCGGAACUGCAGACUGGUGGAUUCUAAGCCCAAAGUGCUGUUUGAGAUGAUGCCUGUGGUCCGGAUGUAUGCUGAGAAUAAUGGUGUGAAGGAUUCCCGCCUUUACUCCUGCCCCAUAUAUAAGAAACCUGCGAGGACCGAUCAGAACAUCAUUGCAGCUGUAGACCUCAGAACCAGCCAGCGCCCUGAGUACUGGAUACUGCGAGGAGUGGCGCUCCUGUGUGAUGUAAAGUAAUCUUAAAUCAUAAAAUCAAAAAAUUCUAUUUUAUCUGUUCAAAAUAUUCAGUAUUUUUAGUUACCUAGAUAUUUUAGACCUUUAGUUACACAUGAAGCAUCAAAUAAAAAAUAAAUCUAUUUUCUCUGUUUAAAUCUUUUCUAUUACAUCAGCUCUAUUAAAUAAACUCGUCCAUAACAGUAACUGUUA
Molecule: messenger RNA, 14481 nt
Organism: Astyanax mexicanus (Mexican tetra)
Lineage: Eukaryota; Metazoa; Chordata; Actinopteri; Characiformes; Acestrorhamphidae
Gene: dnah5
Product: dynein, axonemal, heavy chain 5
Exons: 80
Coding region: 280-14292 (4670 amino acids)
Biological process (GO): microtubule-based movement
Cellular component (GO): dynein complex
Molecular function (GO): ATP hydrolysis activity; ATP binding; dynein intermediate chain binding
Source: RefSeq, a predicted model, not a curated record